CUUUGUUGGGCUCUUUGAUUUAUUUAUUCCCUUCUUCCACCUUCCUAGAUGCAUUCUUGCUAACAUUCUUUAAUUUGCUUUGAUUCCUCUCUAGCUAGCUAUCCCUUAUUCCCUGAAUGAACCAAUGAAGCAACAAAUUGCUCUUCUUUUCUCUGUUCUCCUUCUUUCAUCUUUCUUAGCUUCUGCUCGUCUCCAUGUAGCACCAGAAGGUCCAAGAAAAGGUGAAAAGGAAGUGAAGGUCGAUGAUAAUGCUAUUACUCUUUCAUAUGCUGAGUCGAAAGAUGAUAUGGAAGAAUUAAAGGGAUCAGAAGCAUGCUAUGAGGAGGAUCAAGAAUGCUCUAGCAGAAGGAUGAUUGCAGAGGCCCACUUGGAUUACAUCUACACCCAACACUAUAAGCCCUAAAAAGAGUGCAUCCUUAGUUCAAAUGCAGAGCACUAACUAAGCAUGAGUUGGAUAUAAAUUAAUUUCAAUAUUAAUCCGAGAUAUGAAAAAGCUUUGUGCUUCUGACUUUGUGCUUAGGAAACACAUCGAAUAAAUGUUCAGUGUCGCAUGAAAACGUCAGUUUAGACUUUAGAAUGUGUUGUAUAUACUGGCAAGUGCAUCAGUCAUUGCAACUCUGAAACUUUACUAUGUCCAUGUUGAUACAACAUAUCCAUGAAGAUUAUAAUUGAAAUCGAACACAAUAAUUACUGAA
Molecule: messenger RNA, 695 nt
Organism: Lotus japonicus
Lineage: Eukaryota; Viridiplantae; Streptophyta; Magnoliopsida; Fabales; Fabaceae
Product: putative phytosulfokines 6
Exons: 3
Coding region: 125-403 (92 amino acids)
Biological process (GO): cell population proliferation
Cellular component (GO): extracellular region
Molecular function (GO): growth factor activity
Source: RefSeq, a predicted model, not a curated record